UUACGUAAAAAACAGGAUUUAGAAAAGCUUAUUUGUUGCAAAUGAGCGUAAAUGCAAGAAUUAAACUUAAAUACAAAAAACCCCACUAAUAGUUAAAAGUGUUUCUGUAGUUUUAGACUGUUUUUUUCUUGAUGCUUUUUUUAAUCAGACGCCAUAUGCACGCCUUCAGGACGCGACCCCCUUUUUUUCCUGAACAGACUACUAGUCUUUUCUCAUUCCCAUUAUUGCAGUUUUUGAAUCACCGGGUUUGGAAGUGAAGUUUAGUUUCUCCCAGUUUUUGAACAGCAGCUGGGCAGAACAUCGAGUGAACAUGUAGACAUGGAUUUUAUGAGGCUUUUUGGCACCGUUAUCGCCGUAUUGUUUCACCCUGGAUCCGCUUCGAAAAUAAAUGGCCAGAAAAUCUGCCGACGCGGGACUGAGCGGCCAUGCUAUAAGGCAUCCUACAUCCAGGACAGCAGGCGGAGGCUGACGUUUGAGGAUGCCAGGCAGUCCUGCAGGUCAGAGGGAGGCGAGCUGCUCAGCAUUGAGACAGAGAGUGAGCAACGGUUGAUAGAGACCUUCAUACAAAAGCUGAAGGUUGGAGAUGGCGAUUUCUGGAUUGGGCUCCGUCGUAGCCCCCCGCAUCACCGGACAGGGAAUAAUAACCCAGGAUGCCCCUCACAGUACUAUUGGGUCGAUGGAAGCAAGGCCAAGUACAGGAACUGGAACUGGGAUGAGCCGUCAUGUGGUUCUGAAAUGUGUGUGGUGUUGUACCACCAGCCCUCUGCACCAGCUGACGAAGAAGGCCAUUUCCUGUUUAAGUGGAAUGAUGACAAUUGCAGCUGCAAAAACAAUUUUGUCUGCAAAUACAAGGAAGAGAAAAUGCCAAUAUUUACAGGGGACAGGAUCAUAGUAGAACCAGUUCCAUCUAUGAGGCCAAACAUAUCCAAAGAAGGAGAUGGCAGAAUAACUAUUGGAUUACCUGAGUCAUCAGUGUCUUUCUCAGACAACAGCCUCGACGUUUCCUACAUUCUCUAUGCCACUAUUCCAGCUAUGCUGCUGCUGCUGCUGUUAGCAGCUGCUGGGUUUUUCUGCUACAGACAGCAUGCAAAAAGGAGGAAGACGGAGAGUUUCCCCGGCAGAUCGAAACAGCUGAUGCCAACAGCACCUUCGGUUUCCUCCAUUCAAGGACCUUACGCCUUCAGUGACAUCACUAAACUUCCUCACGCUGCUCUGGACUACAGGACGCACGCAGAAAUCAUGACAAAGUACUCCUGCCCAUAUUCACAUGACGCCCAGUAUCCUGAUUAUGAGAAUGUGACGUGUUCAGAGAAGGAGACCGGCUUUGUGACGAACGAUAUCUAUGAGACUGCCAGAACUCAGAGUCGGCGGUGCCGUAGUCAGGAUGGAUGGGUGGAAAAUGAGAUCUAUGGCUAAUAUUGUUUAUGUCGAUGUGAGCUCCAGAAACGUCUGUGAACUUGUAAUUGUUAAAGGAACCUUAUUAAGCUAGAAAGAGGAACAUAUACUGGACUAUUUCUCUUUCUUUCUACAUAUCUUGCUAGAUUACCAGUGAGGUACGCAGUCUCAACAUACAUAAUUGAGUUUGAAUGGUUUUACGUGGACUGGUUUCAAAGUGUGAAUUUAUUCCUUGUGUAUAUGUCAUCGCUUAACAUCUAUGUUUUGAUCAGUUAUAACGCUAUAUUUAGGACGUUAUCAUAUCUGUCAAACCAUAUUAAAUAAAUGCUGAUAUUAAUCAGAACAAAAGACAUGUUUAUAUCAUUUUUGGUUUUAUGGAUUUUUCCAUGAUGACAGAAGGACUUUUACAGUCCUUGUAUAUUUUUUGCAAUUUGCGACGUUACAACAAAUAACCUCAAUAUUUUGGGGAGAUUUUACGUGAUAAGAAACACAAACAAUGGUCCUUAACUAUCAUGGUGUGAGCAUUCUUGCCCACAGCUCUCAUUAAAGGAAUCUACAGUUUUAUUGUUAAAUUCAUUUAUGAAAUUUAAUUAGACCAUUCAAAAGCUGCUAUUUUCCUCUCUAUUGGCUCCUUGACCAGUUGUCUUUUCAAUAGUUUUGUAGAAACAACCAGCUUUUGUUUUAUUGCUACUUUCUUCAGUUGUUGACCAUUGUCUCUUUUCUCCCAUAGCUUAAAUAGAAUGCUGGAUAACUUUUGCACCCUUCUCCUGACUGAUGCCUUUGUCAAAUCAAAUAUUUGAUAGCAGAACUUUAUAUGAGGUUAUUGGCAUUAACUAUAACUGACGGCAGGUAAAAGCUAAAGACUAAACACUAAAUCUAAAUCAGAAGAAUAUUCAGAAAAGCAGUAGUUAAAUGUGUGCAUGCUUAUGCAACUGUGUUAAUGCCAUUUUCCCCUAUUUGACAGAUUUGUUUUUCAUUUGAAUUGUAUCUGAUAAAUGCCUCACCUGUAAAAAAACAAAACUGAUUUAUUAGGUUCUCCCAAAACCUGACAAUUUAGAAGACAUAAAACUUGAAGGUUACCAGUCAUGUUUAUAAGCAUGUCAGUCUGAUUAAAGGUUAUUGAGAUAUUGUGUUCUUGCCAACAUGACAAGAACAGUAAUAAAGAAAGAAAAUAGAUAUCGCCUAUCCUAAUGCGACACAGUUUUCUGAUGUUGUUUAUAAUUUUUAUUUUGUCUGAAUAUUCAAAAUUACAUUUAUUUAUAGAUUAACUGAUUCAGCAUUUCUUUGCCCACUUCCAGGAAUCAUUUUUUAUUGUUUCUUUAAGAGGAAGUAGUAUGAUUAAAAGCAUUUGAAGUAGUAAUUAGGUACAGUACAUACAAUAAUGAUAUGCACUGGUCACCCUGAAUAUACUGUUCUUGAAAGCUUUGGUUAAUCCCAAAUGAAUCUUCUUGAGCAUUAGUACAUAGUUUCGCAACAUUUGUUGAGAUAAUAAAAAACAUCCGUGUAGUGCACUGUAAAAAUGAACUUUCCAUUUCGGGACUGUCUGCUGAUGUCAGGGAACAGGUCAGGACAUGAGGAAAGACAGAUGACAGAUAACUGACAAAAAAGCUUUUUUUUAUUUUUGAUAGUAAGAGUUUCUCUUCAGGUAUGACUAGAUUACAAUAUGUUAUGAAAAACUGCAUCAGUUUUACUCUGUAUAAUCUGUUCCUCUGUAGUAAAUUUGAAAAGAAAACA
Messenger RNA from Xiphophorus couchianus (Monterrey platyfish), 3129 nucleotides. RefSeq names its product layilin b (gene laynb). NCBI's taxonomy places the organism in Eukaryota, Metazoa, Chordata, Actinopteri, Cyprinodontiformes, Poeciliidae. Gene Ontology annotation, molecular function: hyaluronic acid binding. The transcript is spliced from 7 exons. The record is from RefSeq and is a predicted model, not a curated record. The coding region runs from base 319 to 1416 and encodes 365 amino acids.